GAUCAGGCUAAUGUAUUGGCUACCUAAACUGUCCUCUGACAAAGACCCCACCUACUCUCCGGCAAAUCAUGACUCCAGGAAGCUCCGAAGCCGGCUUCGGUGCAGGCUGGACGAUGUGGCUUCUGUGGAUCUUGCUAUUGUCGCCACUCGCCGCAGCGUCUGGUGGCGGGGCAGACUCCAAGGCCGUCACCACCACCCUCACCGCUAAGUGGGCUGACACGCCUCUGCUCCUGGAGGCCAGUGAGUUCCUGGCAGAGGAGAGCCAGGAUAAAUUUUGGGACUUUGUUGAAGCCAGUCAGAACAUAGAGGACAAUGAUGCCAACACAGACCAAGCCUAUUACAAGGUGAUAGUGCAGACAGCGAGCGCCUUGCUCAGCUCUGUCCAAGUCAACAUGCUCAAGUUCGCCCUGUCCCUCAGAGCCUACUCGGCAACAGUGCACUCCUUCCAGCAGAUUGCGUCCAAUGAGCCUCCUCCUGCCGGCUGUUCAGCCUUUUUUAGCGUCCACGGAGAGAAAACGUGCGAUCCCGACACCUUGAAAGCACUCUUGAAAACGGCGUCAGAAAGGCCCAAGCCUUAUCUUUUUAAAGGCGACCAUAAAUAUCCCGGAUCAAAGUCGGACGCUCCCGUCGUCAUCCUGUACGCCGAGUUGGGGAAAGCGCAAUUCCGGGAACUUCACCUGGCCGUCGUGGACAAAGUCGGCGAAGGCCUGGCCACUUACCUGCUCCGUCAUUAUGUUGCUAAUCCAAGCGCAAAGAGGGUCUCUCUCUCCGGAUAUGGAGUGGAGUUGGCCAUCAAAAACCAAGAGUACAAGGCAAAGGAUGACACACAAGUCCAAGGGGCGGAGGGGAACGCCACGAUGAUCAGAGAGAACGAUCCGGUGGAUGAGGUCCAGGGAUUCCUUUUUGGCCGACUCAAGACACUAUACCCAGAAUUGAAAGAACAGCUGAAGGAGCUGAGGAAACAUUUAGUGGAAAGCACCAAUGAAAUGGCACCACUCAAAGUCUGGGAAAUGCAAGACUUGAGUUUCCAGACAGCUGCCCGCAUCCUGGGUGCCCCAGCAGCCGAAGCCCUUAAUGUUAUGAAGGACCUCAGUCAGAACUUCCCCAACAAGGCCAGGUCCAUCACCAAAACAGUGGUCAGCGCCGAGAUACGCAAAGAGAUUGGCGAAAACCAGAAGUUCUUCAAAGGAACACUGGGGCUGCACCCAGGCGACUCUGCCUUGUUCAUCAACGGCCUGCACAUCGAUCUGGACUCCCAAGACAUUUUCAGCGUGUUUGAGGUGCUGCGCAGCGAGGCGCAAGUGAUGGACGGUCUUCGCUCGCUGCUCAUCGACACGCCCUACAUCCACGACAUCCUCAAGCUCAACGUGCAGCCGACAGACUCCGACUACGCCGUCGACAUCCGCAACCCCGCCAUUAGCUGGAUUAACAACUUGGAGAUAGACCACAAGUACAGCUCAUGGCCUUAUAAUGUUCAGGAGUUGCUCAGGCCCACAUUCCCCGGAGUGAUCAGGCAGAUCCGCAAGAACUUCCACAAUCUGGUGAUCAUUCUGGAUCCGACUCAGGAGAGCGCCGUGGAGCUGUUAAGUGUCGCAGAGAUGUUCUAUUCCAACAACAUCCCGCUCAGGAUCGGGCUUGUGUUUGUGGUGUCGGAUGAAGACAACAUUAACGGAAUGGAGGACGCGGGCGUGGCCCUGCUGCGCGCUUACAACUACAUCAGCGACGAGGUGGACAGCCACAGCGCUUUCGACGCAGUUGUCUCGAUGUUCAACCAUGUCCCUCCUGGAGGGCGACUGACGGUCAGCAAUGUGAUUAAAGUUCUGGAGAAGAGGUUCCCCUACGUGGAGGUCAGCAGCGUCCUGGGAGCCGACUCCACCUACGACAAUAACAGAAAGGAAGGACGGGCCUACUAUGAGCAAACCGGAGUGGGCCCACUACCGGUGGUCAUGUACAACGGAAUACCGUUUCCGCGCGAGCACCUGGAGCCGGACGAACUGGAGACGGUCACCAUGCAGAAGAUCCUGGAGACCACUUCUUUCUACCAGAGGGCCGUCUACUUGGGCGAGCUGGCCAGCGAUCACGACGUGGUGGACUUCAUCAUGAACCAGCCCAACGUCGUCCCUCGCAUCAACUCCCGAGUGCUGUCCACCACCAGAACUUACCUGGACCUCUCCGACACCAACAACCAUUUUGUGGACGAUUACGCUCGCUUCUCCACACUGAACAUGCGGGAGAAGAGCACCGCCGUGGCCAACAGCAUCAAUUACAUGACCAAGAAAGCAGAUGAUGGCUACAUUCGGCCUGUGACCUUCUGGGUGGUGGGAGACUUCGACAUGCCUUCAGGACGCCGCCUCCUCUAUGAUGCCAUCAGACACAUGAAAACGAGCAACAACGUACGCCUCGGCAUGAUCAGCAACCCGUCGGCCGAGCUGUCGGCCGAGUCGAGCCGCGUGACGCGUGCCAUCUGGGCCGCCAUGCAGACGCAGUCCGCCAACAACGCCAAGAACUUUAUCACCAAAAUGGCCAAAGAGGACACGGCAGCAGCGCUGCACAAAGGAACCGACAUUACAGAGUUCGCUGUUGGGGGGAUGGACUUGUCAUUGUUCAAGAGUGCAUACGAGAGUCACAAAUUUGACUUCCUGCUUUCCCAUGCCGCCUACUGCCGAGACGUCCUCAAGCUAAAGAAGGGCCAGCGAGCCGUCAUCAGCAACGGACGAAUUAUCGGGCCACUGGAGGAGGAGGAGGUUUUCAACCAGGAUGACUUCCUCCUGCUGGAGAGCAUCAUCCUCAAAACCUCGGGCCAGCGCAUCAAAAGCAAAGUGCAGCAGUUUGGCAUCGAGGAGGACAGGGCCAGCGACCUGGUGAUGAAGGUGGACGCUCUGCUCUCGUCUCAGCCCAAAGGGGAGGCGCGCAUCGAGUAUAGCUUUGCCGACGACCGCCACAGUGCUGUGAAGAUCCGCCCCAAGGAGGGAGACGUAUACUUUGACGUCAUCGCCGUGGUAGAUCCUGUGACGCGGGAUACUCAGAAACUGGCUCCUUUCCUGAUGGUUCUGAAGCAGCUCGUCAACGUCAACCUGCGUGUCUUCAUGAACUGCCAGUCCAAACUUUCUGACAUGCCUCUCAAGAGUUUUUACCGCUAUGUGCUGGAAGCCGAGGUGGCGUUCCAGGCGGACGGCAGCUUCUCUCCCGGCCCGAUGGCGCAGUUCCUGGACAUGCCCCAGUCGCCGCUUUUCACACUGAAUCUCAACACUCCGGAGAGCUGGAUGGUGGAGUCCGUGCGCACGCGUUACGACUUAGACAACAUCUACCUAGAGGAGGUGGAGAACGUUGUAGCGGCGCAGUACGAGCUGGAGCACCUUCUCCUGGAGGGUCACUGUUUCGACGUCAGCUCGGGCCAGCCGCCGCGCGGCCUCCAGUUCACGCUGGGCACCGCCUCCGAGCCCGUCAUUGUGGACACCAUCGUCAUGGCGAACCUUGGUUAUUUCCAGCUCAAGGCCAAUCCAGGUGCCUGGAACCUGAAGCUGAGGAAAGGCAGAUCUGAUGAAAUCUAUAAGAUUUAUAGUCACGACGGGACGGACUCUCCGACAGACUCUGACGACAUCAUUGUGGUCUUGAAUAACUUCAAGAGCCGAAUCAUUAAGGUCAAGGUCCAGAAGAAAGCAGACAAGUUCAACGAGGAGCUGCUAAGCGACAGCAGCGCCGAGGAGAACGACACCGGCUUCUGGAAGUCUCUGACUAGAGGCUUCACGGGCGGCAAGAAGACAGAGGAGGCCAAGCAAGAUAAAGAGGAUGUCAUCAACAUCUUCUCUGUGGCCUCGGGUCACCUGUACGAGCGCUUCCUCAGGAUCAUGAUGCUGUCGGUCCUGAAGAACACCAAGACGCCCGUCAAGUUCUGGUUCCUCAAGAACUACCUGUCGCCAACCUUCAAGGAGUUCAUCCCCCACAUGGCCAAGAAGUACGGCUUCCAGUACGAGCUGGUGCAGUACAAGUGGCCCCGCUGGCUUCACCAGCAGACGGAGAAGCAGAGAAUCAUCUGGGGCUACAAGAUCCUCUUCCUGGAUGUCCUGUUCCCGCUCGCUGUUGACAAGAUCCUCUUUGUGGAUGCUGACCAGAUCGUGCGUACUGACCUGAAGGAGCUGCGGGACUUUGAUCUGGAAGGUGCGCCGUACGGCUACACGCCUUUCUGCGAGAGCAGACGGGAGAUGGACGGUUAUCGAUUCUGGAAGUCCGGAUACUGGGCCAGUCAUUUGGCAGGACGCAAGUACCACAUCAGCGCCCUCUAUGUUGUGGACCUGAAGAAGUUCAGGAAGAUCGCAGCAGGGGAUCGACUACGUGGUCAGUAUCAAGGCCUCAGCCAGGACCCCAACAGUCUGUCCAACCUGGACCAGGAUCUUCCAAACAACAUGAUCCACCAAGUGCCCAUCAAGUCUCUGCCUCAGGAGUGGUUGUGGUGUGAGACGUGGUGCGACAACGCCUCCAAGAAAAAGGCCAAAACUAUAGACUUGUGUAACAACCCAAUGACGAAGGAGCCCAAGCUUCAGGCGGCCGUGCGGAUCGUGACCGAGUGGAGCGACUACGACCAGGAGGUCAAACGGCUGCAGAUGCUCGUCCAACAGGAAGUGACACAGAAAACUACCACAGCAGAGUCGUCCAGCACAGACAAACACACGGAGCUGUAAGGACGCAUAUCUUAUCAGGACGGACGCCAAAGCCAGCUCUGUUUCAAGAGUGCACAUAACGACUGUCCACAAGAUGGCAACUUCCAUAAUCAAGCCGUGUUUUGUUUCAUGGCACCGCCGCCUCACAUUUUUGAGCUUCUGGGUUCCUUCAAGGUUUUUAGCCUUCUGUGGGGAGUUUGCCAGAGUACCUGGAGGACUUUGAGCUUUGGUGAUUUUCUCCAGCAAAUGCAUGUUAGUUUCAUUCAACACUGAACACAAUUGGCAACAGUGAUUGUUCCCUGCGAUCCGCUGGCAACCGGGCCAGGGUGGACCCCUGCCUCUUUCCCAGUCGACUGGGAUGGGCUCCAAUUUGUGAGAGUAUGUGUGUGAGAAAAUGUUAUUUGUGAAAGAUAGUCUAUCAAAUUCCAUUUUUGUGGUCACUAUGAUGUCCAUGCUUGACGACUUUGUUUUCAAUGGCACACACACUGUGGUGUGGUACGAACUUCUUACCUUUUUUUUAACUGCAUUUUUGUCACCGACUUGGGGAAUGAAGACUUUUCUUGAGUGCCGGCACAGAGGGCAAUAAAUUAGUGGAAUAAUUCCUGUGUUUUUGUUGUCAUAUUUUUGUUUAAAUAAAACAAAAAUGCCUAAAUUGGUUGACUUUA
Messenger RNA from Syngnathus acus (greater pipefish), 5323 nucleotides. It is a transcript of the gene uggt1, whose product is annotated as UDP-glucose glycoprotein glucosyltransferase 1. Gene Ontology annotation, cellular component: endoplasmic reticulum. The transcript is spliced from 39 exons. NCBI's taxonomy places the organism in Eukaryota, Metazoa, Chordata, Actinopteri, Syngnathiformes, Syngnathidae. The record is from RefSeq and is a predicted model, not a curated record. Gene Ontology annotation, molecular function: UDP-glucose:glycoprotein glucosyltransferase activity. Bases 69 to 4679 code for a protein of 1536 amino acids.